Messenger RNA from Oncorhynchus keta (chum salmon), 1830 nucleotides. Its product is annotated as mast/stem cell growth factor receptor kita-like. Lineage: Eukaryota; Metazoa; Chordata; Actinopteri; Salmoniformes; Salmonidae. Gene Ontology annotation, molecular function: ATP binding; transmembrane receptor protein tyrosine kinase activity. The transcript is spliced from 16 exons. Gene Ontology annotation, biological process: B cell differentiation; positive regulation of MAP kinase activity; Kit signaling pathway. The record is from RefSeq and is a predicted model, not a curated record. Gene Ontology annotation, cellular component: signaling receptor complex. Bases 16 to 1815 code for a protein of 599 amino acids.
CAACAACAACAUAGAAUGUACUCUCUCUUUCUGUGCUUUAGGUACGUCAGUGAGCUGCGUUUGGUGAGGGUCCAUGGGUCAGAGGGCGGGAUCUAUACCUUCCUAGUCCAUCAUGAGGACGCCUCUGUCAAUCAAUCAUUCCCUGUCUAUGUGAACAGUAAGCCUGUCAUCAUUUCCCAGGAGGGACCAGUUGAUGGACAGGUGCGCUGCGUUGCCGCCGGUUACCCGACCCCUAAAAUCAGCUGGUUCUACUGUGAACUCCCCCACACACGGUGUUCCCACCUGACCAACGCCAGCCAAUGGGAGCAGCGGGAGGUUGCCACGGUAACGGUAUCAGACUCGGCCUUCGGCAGCAGCGAGGUGGAGAGUCGACUGAACAUCACGAAGGGAGACGCACACACACACUACCACACGUUGGAGUGUGUAGCGACCGUGCAGGGCGAGCAGGCUUACACACUGUUCUCCAUCAGCGGUGAGAUAAUAACCCUGCCCCAUAAGCUCUUCACCCCCUGCCUGACUGGUGUGGUUGUUACAGCUGUGAUACUGAGCAUCACACUGGUGGUUCUCCUCUACAAAUACCUUCAGAAGCCCAAGUUCCAGAUCCAGUGGAAGGUGAUUGACAGUAUCCACGGCAACAACUACAUCUACAUCGACCCCACCCAGCUGCCCUACGACGCCAAGUGGGAAUUUCCCAGGCAGAAACUACGCUUUGGUAAGACCCUGGGUUCAGGAGCCUUUGGUAAGGUGGUGAGAGCUACAGCCUAUGGACUCUGUUCUGCUGACUCCGUCAUGACUGUCGCUGUCAAGAUGCUCAAACCGAGCGCCCACUCCACCGAGAAGGAGGCUCUGAUGUCGGAGCUGAAGGUUCUCAGUUACCUUGGCAACCACGUCAACAUCGUCAACCUGCUGGGAGCUUGCACUGUGGGAGGGCCGACGCUGGUGAUCACAGAGUACUGUUGCUAUGGAGAUCUGCUCAACUUUCUGCGUAGGAAGAGAGAGACGUUCUUCAGCGCCCAGGCUGCUGAUGGGUACUACCGCAACAUCAACAACCCCCGAGAACCACAGAGAGAUGGGAACGGUAGCAGUUACAUGCCUAUGCGUCCGUCCUCCCAGUCAGAUGAUAAGGGGUGUCUGAGUAUAGAUGAGUUGUCUGUGGACACAGAGGAUCUACUGAGCUUCUCCUACCAGGUGGCUAAAGGCAUGGAGUACAUCACCUCUAAGAAUUGUAUCCACAGAGACCUAGCAGCCAGGAACAUACUGCUGACUCAGGGUAGAGUAGCCAAGAUCUGUGACUUCGGACUGGCCCGAGACAUCACCACCGACUCCAGCUACGUCCUCAGAGGCAAUGCCCGUCUCCCAGUGAAGUGGAUGUCUCCAGAGAGUAUCUUUGACGGUGUUUACACCUUGGAGAGUGAUGUGUGGUCAUACGGUAUCCUGCUCUGGGAAAUAUUCUCUUUAGGCAGCAGUCCAUACCCUGGUAUGCAGGUGGGUUCAGCGUUCUACAGGAUGAUCCAGGAAGGACACAGAAUGAACAGACCUGAUGUGGCUCCCAGAGAAAUUUAUGACAUGAUGUUGUCCUGUUGGAGUGAGGACCCUCUGAAGAGACCUUCCUUCAGGAAAGUAGUCGAGAGGACUGAACUACUACUGUCGGAACACACCAAGAAUGUGUACCUGAACCUGAGCUAUGGAGCUGUUCCUCCAGACCAGCAGAGGGCAGCGCCUCACAGACUGAGCUCAGUGAGCAGCACUACGGCCCCGACACAACCACUACUGCUGAAUACUGCUGAUGUGUUUGUGGACUACGACACUGUCUGAACAAUGGACGGACAC